GACUGGCCCGCGGGAAGCACAUGGAUUACAGUCUGAGGCUGUAAUGGGAAAGUCGGUUCCUGGGCUGCUGUCUCAUACACAUCAGCCUGCGGGGACGCUGGGGGCUCUCCCGGCUGGGGCCCCUCCUGCUGUGUGACUUGCAGGCAGUUGGUGAGAGAAGCUGCUGCUCCCAUUUCUUCAGCCUUAUAUAUCUCCAACUGUCGAGACUGUUUAGAUUAAGGACUUCCUUAUGAAAAACUGUCUUUUGGACCUUGAGUGUGAUGUAAGUAACUGAACAGGGAAAUGAAGAACUGAUAUUUCAAAUGACAAACAUGCUGCAAAAGUCUGACAGCAAUGCCAGUUUCCUUCGUGCUGCCAGAGCAGGCAACCUGGACAAAGUUGUGGAGUAUCUGAAGGGGGGCAUCGACAUCAACACCUGCAAUCAGAAUGGACUCAAUGCUCUCCAUCUGGCGGCCAAGGAAGGCCACGUGGGACUGGUACAGGAGCUGCUGGGAAGAGGGUCCUCUGUGGAUUCUGCCACUAAGAAGGGGAAUACUGCUCUCCACAUUGCAUCCCUGGCUGGACAAGCUGAGGUCGUCAAAGUUCUUGUUAAGGAGGGAGCCAAUAUCAAUGCACAGUCUCAGAAUGGCUUCACUCCUUUAUACAUGGCUGCCCAAGAAAACCACAUUGAUGUUGUAAAAUACUUGUUGGAAAAUGGAGCUAAUCAGAGCACUGCUACAGAGGAUGGCUUUACUCCUCUAGCUGUGGCACUCCAGCAGGGACACAACCAGGCAGUGGCCAUCCUCCUGGAGAAUGACACCAAAGGGAAAGUAAGGCUGCCAGCUCUGCAUAUUGCGGCGAGGAAAGAUGACACCAAGUCAGCUGCUCUCCUGCUGCAGAACGACCACAAUGCUGACGUGCAGUCCAAGAUGAUGGUGAAUAGGACCACCGAGAGUGGCUUUACCCCUUUGCACAUAGCUGCCCACUAUGGAAAUGUCAAUGUGGCAACACUUCUUCUUAACCGGGGAGCUGCUGUGGACUUCACAGCCAGGAAUGGAAUUACUCCCCUGCAUGUGGCUUCAAAAAGGGGAAACACCAACAUGGUGAAGCUCUUACUGGAUCGAGGUGGUCAGAUUGAUGCCAAAACUAGGGACGGGUUAACUCCACUGCACUGUGCUGCACGCAGCGGGCAUGACCAAGUGGUGGAACUUCUCCUGGAACGUGGUGCUCCUUUGCUGGCAAGAACUAAGAAUGGGCUAUCUCCACUUCACAUGGCUGCACAGGGGGACCACGUGGAAUGCGUGAAGCACCUGUUACGUCACAAGGCACCUGUCGAUGACGUCACCUUGGAUUACCUGACGGCCCUUCAUGUUGCUGCACACUGUGGCCACUAUCGUGUAACCAAGCUCCUUCUGGACAAGAGAGCCAACCCAAAUGCCAGAGCCCUGAAUGGUUUUACUCCACUGCACAUUGCCUGCAAGAAAAACCGCAUCAAAGUCAUGGAACUGCUGGUGAAAUAUGGGGCUUCAAUCCAAGCUAUAACAGAGUCUGGCCUCACACCAAUACAUGUGGCUGCCUUCAUGGGCCACUUGAACAUUGUCCUCCUUCUGCUGCAGAACGGAGCCUCUCCAGAUGUCACUAACAUUCGAGGAGAGACAGCACUUCACAUGGCGGCCCGGGCUGGGCAGGUGGAAGUGGUCCGAUGCCUUCUGAGAAACGGUGCCCUAGUGGACGCCAGAGCCAGGGAGGAACAGACGCCUUUACACAUUGCCUCUCGUCUGGGUAAGACAGAAAUUGUCCAGCUGCUUCUCCAACAUAUGGCUCAUCCAGAUGCGGCUACAACAAAUGGGUACACGCCACUACACAUCUCUGCCCGGGAAGGCCAGGUAGAUGUGGCGUCGGUCCUCCUGGAAGCAGGAGCAGCACACUCUCUAGCUACCAAGAAGGGUUUUACUCCACUGCAUGUAGCAGCCAAGUAUGGAAGCCUGGAUGUGGCAAAACUUCUCUUGCAACGCCGUGCUGCCGCAGACUCUGCAGGGAAGAACGGCCUUACCCCGCUCCAUGUUGCUGCCCAUUAUGACAACCAGAAGGUGGCGCUGCUGCUACUGGAGAAGGGUGCUUCCCCCCAUGCCACUGCGAAGAAUGGCUACACUCCUUUGCAUAUUGCUGCCAAGAAGAAUCAGAUGCAGAUAGCUUCCACACUCCUGAACUAUGGAGCUGAGACUAACAUAGUGACAAAGCAAGGAGUAACCCCGCUCCAUCUGGCCUCACAAGAGGGCCACACAGAUAUGGUCACCUUGCUUCUGGAGAAAGGAGCCAAUAUCCACACGUCAACCAAGAGUGGACUCACAUCCUUACACCUUGCAGCCCAGGAAGAUAAAGUAAAUGUUGCAGAUAUUCUUACCAAGCACGGGGCUGACCAGGAUGCUCAUACAAAGCUUGGUUACACCCCUUUAAUUGUGGCCUGUCACUAUGGCAAUGUGAAAAUGGUCAACUUUCUUCUGAAACAAGGAGCGAACGUUAAUGCAAAAACCAAGAAUGGCUACACACCUCUGCACCAGGCUGCACAGCAGGGCCACACCCACAUCAUCAACGUCCUUCUCCAGCAUGGGGCAAAGCCCAAUGCCACCACUGCGAAUGGUAACACAGCCCUGGCGAUUGCUAAGCGUCUGGGCUACAUCUCCGUGGUGGACACUCUGAAGGUUGUGACGGAGGAGGUCACCACCACGACCACAACUAUCACAGAAAAACACAAGUUAAAUGUUCCUGAGACGAUGACUGAGGUUCUUGAUGUUUCUGAUGAAGAGGGUGAUGACACGAUGACAGGUGAUGGGGGAGAAUACCUUAGGCCCGAGGAUCUCAAAGAACUAGGCGAUGACUCACUGCCCAGCAGCCAGUUCCUGGAUGGGAUGAAUUACCUGCGCUACAGCUUGGAGGGAGGACGGUCAGACAGCCUUCGAUCCUUCAGUUCCGACAGGUCUCACACUCUGAGCCAUGCGUCCUACCUGAGGGACAGUGCUAUGAUUGACGAUACAGUUGUGAUCCCCAGCCAUCAGGUAUCAACGCUAGCCAAGGAGGCAGAAAGGAAUUCUUAUCGUCUGAGCUGGGGCACUGAGAACUUGGACAACGUGGCUCUGUCUUCCAGUCCUAUUCAUUCAGGUUUCCUGGUUAGUUUUAUGGUGGAUGCUCGAGGUGGCGCCAUGCGUGGAUGCAGACAUAAUGGGCUCCGAAUCAUUAUCCCACCCCGGAAAUGCACAGCCCCAACUCGGGUCACCUGCCGCCUGGUGAAACGCCACAGACUGGCGACCAUGCCCCCCAUGGUAGAAGGAGAAGGCCUAGCCAGUCGCCUGAUUGAAGUCGGACCUUCUGGUGCUCAGUUCCUUGGUAAACUUCACCUGCCAACGGCUCCUCCCCCACUUAAUGAGGGAGAAAGUUUGGUCAGCCGCAUCCUUCAGCUGGGGCCUCCUGGAACCAAAUUCCUUGGGCCCGUGAUCGUGGAGAUACCUCACUUUGCGGCCCUUCGAGGAAAGGAGAGGGAGCUGGUGGUCUUGCGCAGUGAAAAUGGAGACAGCUGGAAAGAGCAUUUCUGUGAAUACACGGAAGAUGAACUGAAUGAAAUUCUUAAUGGCAUGGAUGAAGUGCUGGACAGCCCGGAAGACCUGGAAAAGAAGCGAAUCUGUCGCAUCAUCACUCGUGACUUCCCGCAGUACUUCGCAGUGGUGUCACGCAUCAAACAAGACAGCAACUUGAUUGGCCCAGAGGGAGGUGUGUUAAGUAGCACAGUGGUGCCGCAGGUGCAGGCUGUCUUCCCAGAGGGCGCACUGACCAAGCGCAUCCGUGUUGGCCUGCAGGCUCAACCUAUGCACAGUGAGUUGGUCAAGAAGAUCCUAGGCAACAAAGCAACCUUUAGCCCUAUAGUUACUUUGGAACCUAGAAGAAGAAAAUUUCAUAAGCCAAUUACCAUGACUAUUCCUGUCCCCAAAGCUUCAAGUGAUGUCAUGUUAAAUGGUUUUGGGGGUGAUGCACCAACCUUAAGAUUACUAUGCAGUAUCACAGGUGGAACCACGCCUGCGCAGUGGGAAGACAUCACAGGAACUACGCCACUAACAUUUGUCAAUGAAUGUGUUUCCUUUACAACCAACGUGUCUGCCAGGUUCUGGCUGAUAGAUUGUCGACAGAUUCAGGAAUCUGUUUCCUUUGCAUCACAAGUGUAUAGAGAAAUUAUCUGUGUACCUUAUAUGGCCAAAUUUGUAGUGUUUGCCAAAUCACAUGACCCCAUUGAAGCAAGAUUGCGAUGUUUCUGCAUGACUGAUGAUAAAGUGGAUAAGACCCUUGAACAACAAGAAAACUUCUCUGAGGUGGCCCGCAGCCGGGAUGUGGAGGUAUUAGAAGGAAAGCCCAUUUAUGUAGAUUGCUUUGGCAACUUGGUACCAUUAACGAAGAGUGGCCAACAUCAUAUAUUCAGUUUCUUUGCCUUCAAAGAAAACAGGCUUCCUCUCUUUGUCAAGGUACGUGAUACAACUCAGGAACCUUGCGGACGACUAUCAUUUAUGAAGGAACCAAAAUCUACAAGAGGACUAGUGCAUCAAGCGAUUUGCAACUUAAAUAUCACCUUGCCAAUUUAUACAAAGGAAUCAGAGUCAGAUCAAGAGCAGGAAGAAGAGAUCGGUAUGACAUCAGAGAAAAAUGAUGAGACAGAAUCUACAGAAACAUCUGUCCUGAAAAGUCACCUGGUUAAUGAAGCUCCUGUCCUAGCAAGUCCGGACUUACUCUCUGAAGUUUCUGAGAUGAAACAAGAUUUGAUCAAGAUGACCGCCAUCUUGACCACAGAUGUGUCUGAUAAGGCAGGUUCUGUAAAAGUGAAGGAGCUCUCGAAGGCUGCUGAGGAAGAGCCCGGAGAACCCUUUGAAAUUGUUGAAAGGGUUAAAGAGGACCUAGAGAAAGUGAAUGAAAUCCUGAGAAGUGGGACCUGCAUGGGGAGUGAGGGCAGAGUGCCGAGCACUUGGUCUGAGCGAGAACUAGUGGAAGAGGAGUGGGUUAUUGUCAGUGAUGAGGAAAUAGAAGAAGCAAAGCAAAAUGCACCUGCAGAAAUCACUGACCAUCCAUGUGUAGAAGUCAGGGUAGAUAGAGAGACCAGAGUCAAGGCAGAGAAAGAUGCAACUGGGCUAGUGAACUAUCUCACUGAGGACCUCAAGUCCUAUGUGUCUUCUCAAGAAGAGAAGCUACAAACUGUUCAAGAAAUGUCAGGAGAAAAAAAGGAGACCCCAGCUGUUGGGAAGAGCUCUGAAAAUAAAGGGAAGGUUGCUCCCUCAGAUGAGAAACAGAGCACACAGAAACAGCCCAAACCGAGCCUGGGAAUAAAGAAGCCAGUGCGAAGGAAAUUAAAAGAAAAGCAGAAGCAAAAGGAGGAAAGUUCACAGGAAAGUGAAGAAAAAACUGAACUUAAAAAAUGCAGUUCAGAAGAGUCAGAUGAAGACCGAGGCCUGGUCCCUGAACCUCUCCCCACUGCCAAAGCCACCUCUCCUCUGAUAGAAGAAACUCCCAUUGGUUCCAUAAAGGACAAAGUCAAGGCCCUCCAGAAGCGAGUAGAAGAUGAACAGAAAGGUCGAAGCAAGUUGCCCAUCAGAGUCAAAGGCAAAGAGGACAUGCCAAAAAAGACUAUGCCCAGACCACAUCCAGCUGCAUCACCCUCUCUGAAGUCAGAGAGGCAUGGGUCAGUAUCUCCUUCUUCUAAAGCAGAAAAACACUCUUCCCUUUCCUCCUCAGCAAAAACUGAGAGGCAUACGCCAGUGUCACCAUCAGGCAAAAUCGAGAAACACUCGCCUGUGUCACCUGCUGCCAAAACAGAGAGACAUUCACCUGUGUUGUCAAAUAAAGCUGAGAAACACUCACCUGUCUCACCUUCCACCAAGACCGAAAGAUACUCUCCAGUGUCUUCUACCAAAACAGAACGACACUCCCCUGUUUCACCUUCAGGCAAAGCAGAAAAACGCCCACCUGUAUCACCUUCUGGGAGAAUAGAAAAACACACUCCAGGGUCUCCAGGAAGACCAGAAAAACGCCUGCCUGUUUCACCUUCUGGAAGAACAGAAAAGCAACCAUCUAUGUCAACUGCUGGGAAAUCCGAGAGGCACCUGCCUGUGUCCCCUGGGAAAACAGAGAAGCAACCUCCUGUAUCCCCCACUUCAAAAACAGAACGCAUUGAGGAAACAAUGUCUGUUCGGGAGCUGAUGAGAGCUUUUCAGUCUGGACAGGACCCAUCUAAGCAUAAAACAGGACUCUUUGAGCACAAGUCAGUCAAACAGAAGCAGACACAAGAAAAGGGUAAAGCCCGAGUAGACAAAGAGAAAGGGCAGAUGGUAAACCACAGAGAAACGCAGAGAAUGGAUAGUCAGACGGGCAAGCGCAGCCAGAGAUUCCUGGUAACAGGUACUUCAGAAUCCAGGAGACAGUUCCGCUCUUCCACCACGAUCACCGUCGGGCUUAGAGAAAGGGAGAAGGCUCCCACCCUCAAAAUAUCUGAACCUGUUCAAUCAGCACCUGAAGAGGAAAACCAUAAAAUGGAUGAAAUCCCCAAAGAAAAGAUGGUAGAAGAGCAGAGAGACAUGGAUCUCCAGAUUAGCCCAGACAGGAAAACCUCCACGGACUUUUCUGAUGUCAUUAAGCAAGAGUUAGAGGACAAUGACAAAUACCAACAAUUCCGCCUGAGUGAAGAGACUGAAAAGGCACAGAUUCACCUAGACCAAGUACUCACGAGUCCUUUCAACACAACAUUUCCACUAGAUUACAUGAAAGAUGAAUUCCUCCCAGCCCUGUCUUUGCAAAGUGGUGCUUUGGAAGGCAGUUCUGAAAGCCUAAAGCAGGAUGGGAUAGCAGGCUCUCCAUGUGGCAGCCUGAUGGAAGGCACCCCACAGAUUAGUUCAGAAGAAAGCUACAAGCAUGAGGGCCUAGCGGAGACCCCUGAGACAAGUCCAGAAAGCCUUUCUUUCUCACCAAAGAAAAAUGAGGAGCAAAUUGGAGAGACAAAGGAAACCACUGUAGUAGAAACAUCCACAGAAAUUUGUUCUGCCGAAGAGCAUCCCACAACCAAAGACAUUACUGGUGGUUCUGACGAGCAAGGUGCUCCGGCUCCUGAGGGUUUAGAGCCCUCAACUGAGUGUUUUCAGAAAGAAAUCACCAAGGACUCAUGCAUCAAACAAAGUGAUUGCCUUACCAGCUCUAGUGUAUCAUUAGGAAAAGAAACAUGCCAGACAUUUACUGAGGAAGUGCCGUGUGAUGAACAUCAGGUCACAUUUUGUAGUUCAGCUUAUAAAACACAAGCUGAUAAUGAGGUUCAGGAAUCCACUACCACCUCAGAGGAAACAAAGGCCACCCCUCCGUCUGAUACUUCAGUAAAGACAGGUACAGGAACUGAAUCAAAGCCCCAAGGGGUCAUUAGAAGUCCCCAAGGGUUAGAACUUGCCCUCCCUAGCAGAGACAGUGAGGUCCUGAGCCCAAUGGCUGAUGAAUCAUUAGCAGUAAGCCACAAAGACUCUCUAGAAGCCAGCCCUGUGCUAGAAGAUAACUCCUCACACAAAACUCCUGAUUCUCUGGAACCUAGUCCAUUGAAAGAAUCCCCUUGCAGGGACUCUCUUGAAAGUAGCCCAGUCGAACCAAAGAUGAAGGCUGGGAUUCUCCCAAGUCACUUUCCUCUUCCUGCGGCUCUUGCCAAAACAGAACUCAUUACAGAAGUGGCCUCCAUGCGAUCCAGGCUGCUCCGAGACCCAGAUGGUAGUGCUGAGGAUGACAGUCUAGAGCAGACAUCACUCAUGGAGAGCUCAGGGAAGAGUCCUUUGUCCCCUGACACUCCCAGCUCUGAAGAAGUUAGCUAUGAGGUCACACCCAAAGCAGCAGAUGCAAGCGCACUCAUGCCAAAACCAGCUGUGAUUCAUGAAUGUGCAGAGGAGGAUGACUCAGAAAAUGGGGAGAAAAAGAGGUUCACACCUGAAGAGGAAAUGUUCAAAAUGGUAACCAAAAUUAAAAUGUUCGAUGAACUUGAACAAGAAGCAAAGCAGAAAAGAGACUACAGAAAAGAACCCAAACACGAGGAAUCUUCGUCAGCCUCUGACCCAGAUGCCGACUGCUCAGGAGGCAUGGAUGAGCUGAAACCAAUGGAAAGCAUGCAGGGGGAAAGUGAUACCCCCAUGUUGGAGACAUCAGAGAGCAGAAAGGCUUCUUCCUCCUCAGAAAGUGAACCUGAGCUGACACAGCUGAAGAAAGGUGCUGACUCGGGCCUUUUACCAGAACCAGUUAUUCGAGUGCAACCUCCUUCCCCACUUCCAUCCAGCAUAGACUCCAACUCCAGCCCUGAAGAAGUACAAUUCCAGCCCAUAGUUUCCAAACAAUAUACUUUCAAAAUGAGUGAAGAUAUUCAGGAAGAGUCAGGUCACUUAGACAAAGAGAAAGAUUGUGGAUCCCAUUUAGCUGAAGAUGAUCCCACUAUUUCCACCAGUGGUGCUGAUAGGUCUUACAAUGGUCUGAACAGAGACACUAAUCAUCCAGGGACCUGUGAUGGCCACGGGUGUGAGGCUGUGAGUCCUAGCAACUCAGCUGCUCCUGUUUCCUUAGGUCUGCAGAGUUUGUCCAACGGUGAUGUUGAUGAGCAACCAGUUCUCCAUAGAGAAUCACUGUCUCCCCAGGACAAUCAUGAUAGUGACUCUAAAGAAGAGCUUGAUGUUUUGGGGGGGAGAUCACCACAGGUAGAUUACCCCAGUGAAAGUACUUCAUCCUCCUUGCCACAUUGUAAAGUAUCUGAAGGAAAAGACCUCGAAGAAGAAAUGGCCCUCACGUCUUCCACCAUAAAAGUUGAGGUCACAACAACUGAACAAACUUUGGAUAGCAUGUCCAAGGCCUGUAUGACUCAAGAGUCAUCCACUACAGCUCAAACAGAUAGAUUUUCCAUGAACAUUCCAGUUUCUGACUCUGUUGAGACUGAGGAAAUCCCUGAUCCUCAAGUCACAAGCCCUUAUGAAAAUGUCCCUUCUCAAUCUUUUCUCUCCAAUGAAUUCAGUGAAAUUCCAGGUGAUGUGAGUCAUACCACAAGCAUUCAUUCUUCUGAAGUGUAUUCGGUUACCAUCACAUCUGCUGUUGAAGAUGUAAUAGUGACAAGCUCCUCCAAUAGUAAUAUUUCAAGCAAAGAAUCUAACUUUGAGGAGCAGAGCCUAGAAACAGAGCCCAAACAAGAAAGUAGCUUGUGGGAAGUGGAAUCAGAGAGUGUUUCCUCAUCUCUAGAGUCCAAGACAGGAAAUACGUCAGUGGCUACUGGUGAGCGAAUAAGCAGAGUCAUCAUCACCAAGACCGAGGUGGAUUCUGAUUCCUGGAGUGAAAUCCGGGAAGAUGAUGAGGCUUUUGAAGCUCGUGUGAAAGAGGAGGAACAGAAGAUCUUUGGCUUAAUGGUAGAUAGACAAUCACAGGGUACCACCCCUGAUACCACUCCUGCUAGGACCCCAACUGAAGAGGGAACCCCAACAAGUGAGCAAAAUCCAUUUCUCUUUCAGGAAGGAAAAUUGUUUGAGAUGACCCGAAGUGGUGCUAUUGAUAUGACUAAAAGAUCCUAUGCAGAUGAAAGUUUUCACUUUUUCCAAAUGGGUCAAGAAUCCAGUGAAGAGAAUAUGUUAGAAGACACGAAAGAAGGGGGCACUGGGGCUGAGCCCUCACCACUGGAGACAAAAGAGUCACUAGCAGCUUCAGAAUCCAAAGAAGAACUGGAUGAUGAGGCAGAGUUACUUCCAGAUGAUCUGAGUGAAGUGGAGGAAAUGCUUGCUUCCGAUGCUCACCUUAGCUCCCCGGAGAGGACUUCAGCCUCCACUGAAAUGUCCACAGCAGAGGCUUUAGCAGCCACAGGCUUUCCCACCACGCAAAUGGGUGUGCCACCACCUCUGUCUGGUGUGAAUCAGAUACCUUGCCCUGACUCCCCCCAACCUGUUGUACAAGUUCAGUUAGACUUUUCUGCAGUCACCGGGUCUGUGUGUUCAGGCCGGGAUGAUGAUUCUCCUGAUUCUUCCCCAGAGGAACAGAAAUCCGUGAUUGAAAUCCCUACUGCACCCAUGGAGAAUGUGCCUUCCACUGAAAACCAAUCCAAAAUUCCCAUGCGGACUAUAUCCACUUCCACACUAGCCCCUCCAUCUGCGGAGGAUGAGGGGGCAUUCACAGAAGAUUUUCUCUCCAGGCUGGAUGAGGAAGAUAAGGAACAUGAAGCUAAACCAAAGUCCAAAAUCCCUGUGCAAGCAACCAUCCAAAGAGCGGAGCAGCAGCUCUCACAUCCAGUCGCAUCUCUCCCGCAGCCAGUGGUCCCCCAGGGGCAGCACAUGACAAGCAGAACACCAGAUAGUAGAAGCAAGUCUGAAUCCGAUGCCAGUCCUUCAGAUGUUAAGACCAAAUGCCCAGUAAAGGCCAGAAGUUACAUAGAGACCGAAGCAGAGAGCAGAGAGAGGGCAGAGGGCUUUGAGUCAGAAUCAGAAGGGGCCACAAAGCCAAAACUAUUUGCCUCUGGAUUGGCGGUUAAGGGCAGCAGUACCGCCCCUUCCUGCAGGGGUAGCAUGAGUCUCACAAGGGACAGCAAGGAGCAUUUCUUCGACCUUUACAGAAACUCCAUAGAGUUCUUUGAGGAAAUUAGUGAUGAGGCUUCCAAGUUGGUAGAUAGACUUACACAGUCAGAAAGGGAGCAGGAACCAGCUUCAGAUGAUGAAAGCAGUAGUGCCCUGGAAGUUUCAGUUAUUGAAAAUCUGCCACCUGUUGAGACGGAUCACUCAGUUCCUGAGGACAUCUUUGACACAAGGCCCAUCUGGGAUGAGUCCAUUGAGACUCUGAUUGAACGCAUCCCUGAUGAAAAUGGCCAUGACCGUACUGAAGAUCCUCAGGAUGAGCAGGAGCGGAUUGAAGAGAGGCUGGCCUACAUCGCCGAUCACCUUGGCUUCAGCUGGACAGAAUUAGCAAGAGAACUGGAUUUCACCGAGGAGCAAAUUCACCAAAUUCGGGUUGAGAAUCCCAACUCCCUUCAAGACCAGAGUCAUGCGCUACUGCAGUACUGGCUGGAAAGGGAUGGGAAGCAUGCUACAGAUACCAGCCUCAUUGAAUGCCUCACCAAGAUCAACCGCAUGGAUAUUGUGCAUCUAAUGGAGACCAAUCCAGAACCUCUUCAUGAGCGCAUCAGCCACAGCUAUGGAGAAAUAGAGCAGACCAUUGCACUGGACCACAGUGAAGGGUUCUCAGUACUUCAAGAAGAGCUCUGCACUGCCCAGGCCAAACAGAAAGAGGAUCAAGCUGUUUGUAAAGAGAGCGAGUCCAGUGAUCACCCACCCAUCGUCUCUGAAGAAGAUAUUUCUGUUGGCUAUUCCACUUUUCAGGAUUGCAUCCCCAAAACUGAUGGAGAAGGUUCAGUGACAGCACUCUCUCCCCAACUUCACAAGGAGCCAGUUCAACAUGAUUUCUCAGGGAAAAUGCAAGACCUACCUAAUGAUCAGCAGGAAUACUUCGUGACAACCCCAGGAGCAGAAGGGUCAGAGACACUAAAGGCCCCAGCUGUUUCUUGCGCUCCCAGCAAGACUCCUGAGGAGAUCAGUACUCCUCCUGAGGAAGAGAGGCCUUACCACCAGACCCCCACAUCCAACGAGCAGGGUGGCUCUCCCAUUGUCCAAGAACCCGAUGAGCACUUUGAGCCCAGAGAUGAGAGCUCCCCCAGGAAAACCAGCCUGGUGAUCAUGGAGUCUGCAGAUGAGCAGCCACAGGCCUCUGAAAGGCUCGAUGGAGAUAUAGCUUUUGAAAAGGGAGACGAUAUGCCUGACAUACCCCCAGAAACGGUCACAGAAGAAGAAUACACUGACGAGCAUGGACAUACUGUGGUGAAGAAGGUUACUAGGAAAAUCAUCAGACGGUACGUAUCCUCCGAUGGCACAGAGAAAGAGGAGAUUACAAUGCAGGGCACACCACAGGAGCCUAUCGACAUUGAAGCUGGGGACAACUAUUCCAAAGUCAUAAAGCGUGUCGUAUUGAAGAGUGACACCCAACAGUCAGAGGUAACUUUGUCUGAACCCAGCAUUUUGUCCAGUACCUCACAAUUCCAGGCUGAGCCAGUAGAAGGACGUAGAGUCAGCAAAGUUGUUAAAACAACUAUGGUACGUGGCGAGAGGAUGGAGAAACACCUGGGGGAUUCUAGCUUAGCCACUGAUCUUCCUUCAGCCAAAGAUGACUUUGAAGAGGACAACAAUGAGUAAAGCCAGUGCUCAGAAGAGGGCUGUGGUGAAGGACCGGCAGGGGAAACACAUCACCUUGGAGCACCUGGAGGAUGUACCAGAAGCACGCGCCCAGGAUGACCUCCAGCAUGACCUCCAGCAGCUCCUUCGUCAUUUCUGCAAGGAUGACUCGAAGCAAGAGGCCAAAUGAGGGGCUGCCCAGUUCCCACACUGGAAACUACACAUUCACUCAAUAUGCAACUUCCCUACCUUGCAGGAGAGACCUAAGUGGCCUAAUUAAUGGGAUCCCCUGACAUUUCUACUGUUAGCAAAUUAUAAGCAUUUUGUUUUCCCUUAACCCCAUCCUCUUUAUAAGCUAAUUUGUGACCAAAGAUAGCAUCCUUCAUUGUGGAUGCUGUAUCCACUUCUUUGUGCAUCCGUGCUAACCUGGGAACUGGCUGCCUCCCUUGUUCUUUGCUUCUGCACAAGCGCCAUGAAAACCCACAAAUCCGAAGAACUUCACCCACAGACCUCUUCGAGUGACAAAGAAAUCCUUCCAAAGGGAUAUCCAUGUACAAUGUAUAUAACUGAAAUGCUCAGAUGAACAACAGAGUCGACUUAAAACCACUGCCUGUCCUAAUUACACUGGGCAUCAUGGAAUAAACGCUCUAGAAAUUGCUGAACAAUGGUUAUUAAGAUAUUGCUAACACAAUCGAAUGAUACUACAGUUCUAUUACAGAAGAAGCACUUCAGACCUAUCAUUUUCUUAGAACACCCAGUGUAGCCAUUGCUCUUAAUUAAUGAUGGGUUAAUAAUUUUGGAGAAUGGUCUUCAGGAGUGAUUCCUGGUGUUGGUCAGCCAUGAUGGAUAGCUCUCCACCAGCCACUUGGAGGGAGGGAAGAAGGGAACAGAGGCAAAUAUUGAAACAAUGAGGUAUUCAGUUGCUAGACACUGCACCUGGUAGCAUUCUAGCAUCUUCAGGUCUUUUCAAUUUUGAACAUGUUGGCAGGGUAUUUUAAAAGCUAUAACUACUGUAGUUUUCCAGUUUUCAUUGCUGCUUUAGCAAACCAUGCUGUCUUACUGGUGGCACUCUCUGCUGGCCACUGCACUGUAGAUAAUUCAUUGGAAACAAGAGUUUACCUACAACACAAAAGGUUAAACACCUUCACCAUGUUGGAGUGGUUUCUUUUCUUUCUCCCCUGCCCCCAGGUUUAUAAUCUUCUCUAAUACUUGCAUGUGGCAUUAACUAAAAAAAAAAAAAAAAAAAAAAAAAAAAAGAAAAUCCACAGUAAAAGCCCUUCUUUUAAUCACAUCAAUUGGUUUUCUUCAUUCUUCUCCCCCUCAGUGAGCUCUUUCCACUUUCCAGCUAGAUCUGCCUUUCAGCUUGCAGACCAAGUUGAGAAAUCCUUGGAAAUUUUGGUUUUGGGUACAUUUUUUGGUUUAUUUAUUUGAAGCCCAAACUCCCUUGUAAUCUCAAGUGCAUUUGUGCACUUUUCUGUUUGUUUCAAAGGGGGGACUGUAGCCAUCCCAGUGAUUUCCACAUCCUGUUUCUAAUCCUCUAGUGGUUGAAGCUGUGUAGCAUUUUAACAUAUAUAUAUAUUCACAAAUAUAUUCAUAUAAACAGUAUACCUUUUGAAUCAGUUAUUUGUUAAAGAAAAGUAUAUACAAUGAAGAUGACAUUUAAAAACCCAGUCUAUCCUCCAGGGAUUGAAGUUUUUCCAAUUCUAUCUGCUCUUUUCCUGUUGUGCAAAACUGACUCAUUGCUCCAAAACUCAAAAACAAAUGUGGCAAACAAUGGCACUUCGUCAUUUCAAGUAACGUUGCCAAGAGAGAAAAUUUCCUGGGAGGGAGGUUUCCCAUAAGCCAAAUCUCCUGAGCCUGCAACGCUAGCACUUUCUGGCAGUUGGGUAGGAAUAAAGCAUUCUUUGGCAGCCAAAAUGAGAGGCCUGUGGUGAAACUUUCUGACACACCAUGGCCGUCUUGUUCAAACCUUCACUGGAGCUCAAGAAAAGCCGUUCUGUCAUGUUGUUUGCAGUGCAGAUGAUGUCUGUGUAGCAACAUAAUGGUUAUUCACCUUUUUUUUUUUUUUUUGGUUUUGAUUUUUGCUGUGUUAUCAGAAAACUUGAAUACUGUGAGAAGAAGUGAAUUUUCAGUUGACGAAUCAGCAUCUUGUUCCCAUGGUGAUAACACUAAUUGAAUAUAUCUAUGAGGGCAUGUAUUAGUUAAUGGAAAAAAAAAUACAACACUAACAAUACAUAGCUGCAAUGUUGUACAAUGGCUGAUUUAAUUAAAUAAAAUGUACAAGUGUUAAA
Molecule: messenger RNA, 14500 nt
Organism: Jaculus jaculus (lesser Egyptian jerboa)
Lineage: Eukaryota; Metazoa; Chordata; Mammalia; Rodentia; Dipodidae
Gene: Ank2
Product: ankyrin 2
Exons: 49
Coding region: 303-12230 (3975 amino acids)
Biological process (GO): regulation of cardiac muscle contraction; protein localization to T-tubule; signal transduction
Cellular component (GO): T-tubule
Molecular function (GO): protein binding
Source: RefSeq, a predicted model, not a curated record